ACACUAAUCAGUCGCGUCAAAAUUACAAUCCACGGACGAAAAAAAAAAUCAUCUUCAUAUGUAUCCAUCGCAUCGCAUGGGCGUCUUAUCACUCAUCACGGGACCCAAUCCACCUCACAAUUCUCUCCGAACCUGACUCGGCGCAACAUUCGCCCGCGGCAUGAUUACUUUACAGCUCCAAGCGACGGCAGAACCAUGCACCGGCAGCCCGCCAGCCAUCGCAUCCAAUUCAUCAAAAAGUUGUUUAAUCGUUCAUCGCUCCCAAGUACGAUUUUUUUGGCGGUGGAUUGAUUUAGUUUCGUCGGUCUUGUAG
Messenger RNA from Periconia digitata, 313 nucleotides. The record is from the annotation of a GenBank genome assembly. Lineage: Eukaryota; Fungi; Ascomycota; Dothideomycetes; Pleosporales; Periconiaceae.